UGCACCAAAUUGGUGUAAAUCACAAUUCAAAACAAACACCCUUUGCCGUUGAGCGACCUUCAUCUUCUCUCUCUCUCUUCCUGUCAACACAAGCAAUUCGGAUCACCCCAAUCACACCCUUCUUUUCUCUCCUCCAUUCAAACCCUCCAAUAUUUCAACAAAAAGACUCCAAAUUUAAACCCCACAAAUCAAAUUAACUUCCUUUCUUGUUCUUUUCCCAUCACAUUUCUUGCCAUUUGCUUGAACUCCCAACAAACCAACCCCACCUUUCAAGAUUCCCAAAACAACAAACCCUUUUGCCUAUUCUCCAAAUUUCCACCAUUCUUGACCUUAAUCUUGAAAAUUACCAAGUGGGUGUUGACAAAGAUUUGAUUUUUAGUGAAAAAGAUCAAAUCUUGGAUGUGGGUAAGAGUUGAUUGAUUAGUGUGUUUGAUGUUGGAGCUGUUUCUUGGUUCCAGAAAAUGGGAGGUGAAGACAAGAAUGAAGGUGAGAAAAGUGGGUUUGAAGAGAGUGGUGAUGAGAGAGAAAAUCAGGGUAGUAUGAAGAGGGUUGAAAGUGAGUCUUCUUUGUAUGAUGAUGAUGGUGAAGAUGGCGAAGGUAAUAAGAUUGAGUUGGGUCCUCAAUGUACACUCAAGGAACAGUUUGAGAAAGAUAAGGAUGAUGAGAGCUUGAGAAAAUGGAAGGAACAACUUCUUGGCAAUGUUGAUAUCAAUAAUGUUGGAGAAUCAUUGGAACCAGAUGUGAAGAUUCUUAGCCUUUCAAUAGUCUCUCCGGGACGAUCUGAUAUCAUUCUUCCCAUACCCGAAAGUGGCAAACCCGAAGGCCGUUGGUUUACUCUAAAAGAAGGUUGUCAUUACAACCUCAAGUUCUCCUUUCAAGUCAGCCAUAACAUUGUUGCAGGCCUCAAAUACACCAACAAUGUCUGGAAAACCGGUGUCAGAGUGUAUAACAUAAAGGAGAUGCUUGGAACAUUUAGUCCACAGCUUGAACCGUACACCUAUUUGACGCCUGAAGAGACCACCCCUUCUGGCUACUUCGCGAGAGGCUCGUACUCCGCUAAAAGCAGGUUUGUUGAUGAUGACAACAAGUGCUACUUGGAGAUCAACUAUUCUUUCGAUAUCCGAAAGGAUUGGGCCACUGCUGAGUGAUAAAAGACGAGAGUUUUUCAUAGUACAAUGUUAGAAAACCUUUUAAACAUGUUUCAAUUUCUUGGUGUGAUUUCUAGGCAAAUUCAAUUCUUGCGUUGAAGCCAUAAGCUGUUGAGCGAAAUAUUUGUUUUUUUUUUUCAUGUUUGUUUGGUCGAGUUAAUCGUCAAUAAAGAGGGGGAUUAUGGUUAGAUGUUCCUAAUUUUCCCUUUGUUUGAAGAUUUAAUUGAAGUUUCAUUGUUCUUGUUU
This is a messenger RNA of Helianthus annuus (common sunflower), 1394 nucleotides long. RefSeq names its product rho GDP-dissociation inhibitor 1. Gene Ontology annotation, molecular function: protein binding; Rho GDP-dissociation inhibitor activity. The record is from RefSeq and is a predicted model, not a curated record. Gene Ontology annotation, biological process: Rho protein signal transduction. The transcript has 5 exons. Gene Ontology annotation, cellular component: membrane; cytoplasm; cytosol. The coding region runs from base 462 to 1148 and encodes 228 amino acids. NCBI's taxonomy places the organism in Eukaryota, Viridiplantae, Streptophyta, Magnoliopsida, Asterales, Asteraceae.